This is a messenger RNA of Momordica charantia (bitter melon), 1032 nucleotides long. RefSeq names its product Homeobox-leucine zipper protein family (gene ATHB54). Gene Ontology annotation, molecular function: sequence-specific DNA binding; DNA-binding transcription factor activity, RNA polymerase II-specific. NCBI's taxonomy places the organism in Eukaryota, Viridiplantae, Streptophyta, Magnoliopsida, Cucurbitales, Cucurbitaceae. The record is from RefSeq and is a predicted model, not a curated record. Gene Ontology annotation, biological process: positive regulation of DNA-templated transcription. Gene Ontology annotation, cellular component: nucleus.
AAUUUGCAAGAAUGAUGGGGGUGCGAUCUCGCUCCCUCUCUCCAACUUUCCACACUAUAAAAUUGCCAUCCACGCCUCCAAAAAAACAUCCAUUUUUCUCACUUCUUCAAGCAAGAAAAAUGUUGAAUUUUUUAGCCUGAUUUGUGAAUCCCAAAUGCACCCAUUUCCCACCUAUGGAUUCUGAAACGACCCUUUUUGUGCCAGAGGCUGAAACUAAUUCCCAGUCCCUUUGGAUCUCCAACUCUGGCUCCUCCAUGGAAGGCAGAUUUCUGCAAGAACAAGCAGAUGGAGCUCGGAACUCUGCAGGGAAAAAACGAAGGCUCACAGUGGACCAAGUUCGGUUACUUGAGAGGAAUUUUAAUGUGGAGAACAAGCUUGAACAUGAGAGGAAGGUUCAACUUGCAGAGGAGAUCGGUUUGCGGCCUCGCCAAGUUGCAGUUUGGUUUCAGAAUCGAAGGGCUCGCUCUAAAACCAAAAAAAUUGAGAUUGAUUAUGAAUCCUUGAAUGCUGAAUAUCAUAAACUCAAGAAAGACUAUACCAGUCUUGUCAAGCUGAAUCAUGAUCUCAAAGCUGAGGCUGAUGAACUGAGAGAAAAAUGGGCUGCUGCUGAGAAGAUGAGGAACCCUUUAGAACCAGUUGAAGUUGAAGUUGAAGCCAUGGAUUCAUCAGUUACAGAGCUUGGAAAACCAAAUACAAGCACAAUGGGUGAAGAUUUGUACAACGUGCAAAUGGGGUCAUCCAGACAGGAAGAGGGCAGCCGAAGUUCAAGCAAAAGUGAUGGCUUUUAUUCUGAAAGCCCCACCAUGGAAAACCAGUCACAGUCGGAUAAUUUCUUGCGAGAUGAAGAAGAUGAAUUGGGCAAAUUGGUAAAACUAGAAGAUGAAAUUUAUGCUGAUGAGUUCAUUGAUUCCUUUAAUUUUAUCAGUACCGCAGUUGAGGAUCAAUCUCUCUGCUUCUGGUCUUGUUGAAGUAUACUUCUAAGUAAAUGUUAAAAUGUACUGAAGGCAUAGUAAUAAAAGAUUUUGCAAGUCA